AUGACCAAACACGGGUGUCUGAAGGUCAACGUCAUAUUCAACGGGGAAUUCGUAGCGGACGUUAAGACCGACGUGAAGAAUCUGAAAAGGAUUGGAAAAUUCGAACGUCAGAACGACGUAUCGAUCAACGUGUUUACAACUCGGGAAGCAAUUGAAAAGAAAGCUAAGUUCGGCCGAGGCGCCGACCACAACGCGAUCGUGCCUCUGCGGUUGACUGACGAUAAGCGGGACAGGCACGUAAAUCUGCUGUAUCUGUGCGAUACGCUGCGCGGCGUCAACAGGGGCCAUUUCGCCUGGAUAAAGAAUCUGUCGCGAUUGGUGAAUUCGCAAUUGACAGCGAAACGGUACGCGAAGCACGUUUGCGAUCGAUGUCUACACUAUUUCUAUACGCGCGACAAGUUGGCCGCCCACAGCGUCGACUGCGGCCGAAUGAACGACUGCGCCGUCGUUCUCCCGAACGAGAGCGACAAGUGGCAGUCUUUCGACAAUUACGACAGAAAGGAGCGACUUCCCUUCGUGGUGUACGCGGAUCUGGAGUGUCUUCUCGAACGACGGGAGAGGGAAAACGUCGAGAGGGGCCCGAGAACGGAAAGAUACGCUUAUCAACGUCACGUACCGUUCAGCCUGGGCUACUAUCUGUGCUGCACCUAUGACGAUACCGCGUCCGCGUACAGAUAUCGUCGCGGCGAAGAUUGCGUUUCGUGGUUCGUGAACGAGCUUCGCGUUCUCGCGCGUCGCGUUAAGAAUAAAUUUUCCACCAAUAUAGCGAUGGUGGAACUUACGGAGGACGAGAAAAACGAAUUUCUGCUCGCGAUUCAUUGUCACGUGUGCGGGAAACCGUUUCAACCGGAGGACAAGCGCGUGCGGGAUCACUGUCACCUAACCGGACGUUACAGAGGUUACGACGCGCACUUCGUCGUCGAGAAAAUCGCGAACGAUUUCGAGGGCGGGGUCGAUCUGCUGCCGCUCACGAAGGAAAGCUACAUAUCUUUCUCGAAGACCGUUAAGGAGACGCAGACGGACGGGAAGUGGGAUCGGUACGUGAGGCUUCGAUUCGUGGACUCGUAUAAAUUUUUAGCGGCGAGUAUCAAAACCCUGGCGUCCUAUCUGAACAGGGACAAGCUGAGAAUCACGCGUUCGGAGUACGCGGAUUUGAGCGCAGAGGAUCUCGAUCUGCUCACUCGCAAGGGUGUGUUUCCGUACGAGUACGUCGACGGCGCGGACAAACUGUGGGAUACCGAGCUUCCGCCGCGCGAGGCCUUUUACAGCUCCCUGACCGACGAGACCGCGAGCGAGAGCGACUACGAGCACGCGACGAGGGUCUGGCGACGUUUUCGCGUGCGAGAUCUCGGCGAGUACAGCGAUCUGUAUCUCAAGACCGACGUGCUUCUUCUGGCGGAUAUAUUUGAAAAUUUUCGGGACGCGUGUUCGGCGAGUUACGGGCUCGAUCCCGCGCAUUACUACACGUUGCCGGGGUACACGUGGGACGCCAUGCUGAGGUACACCGUCGUGCGUUUCGAGCUGCUCACCGACAUCGACAUGGUGCUGUUCGUGGAACGCGGAAUACGCGGCGGCCUCAGUCAAUGUUCGCUCAGGUACGCGCGAGCCAACAACAGGCACGUACCGACGCACGAUUCGUCCCAGCCCACUACGUAUCUCAUGUAUUACGACGUGAACAAUCUGUACGGUUGGGCUAUGAGCGAAUCGUUGCCCUACGCGAAUUUCCAGUGGCUCGACAAUCCUGAUAAUUUCGACGCGACGACCGUGCCGACGGACAGCGACGUCGGUUACAUUUUGGAGGUGAAUCUCGAGUACCCGCGAGACCUGCACGACGCUCACGCGGAUCUGCCGUUGUGCCCGACGCGCGACAAACCGCCCGGCAAGCGACAGGAAAAACUACUCACCACUCUCUACGACAAAUCGCGCUACGUGACGCACUAUCGAAACCUGCAGCAAUGUCUGCGACUAGGUAUGCGUCUGACGCGCGUUCGUCGCGUUCUGCGAUUCGCCCAGUCGCCGUGGCUUCGCGUCUACAUCGAGCUGAACACCGCGCUUAGGACGCGCGCGAGCAACAAGUUCGAACGGAAUUUGUACAAACUGAUGAACAACGCCGUCUUCGGCAAGACUAUGGAGAACGUGCGCGAUCACGUGGACGUGCGUCUCGUGACGCGAUGGGACGGGAGAUACGGCGCGGAGGCGUUGAUCGCUAAGCCGAACUUUCACAGCAGGAGCGUCUUCUCGGAGAAUCUGGUGGCGAUCGAGCUGCGAAGGCUCGAGGUACAAUUGAACAAGCCGAUCUACGUGGGUAUGUCUAUUCUUGACAUAUCCAAGACGCGUCUCUACGAGUUUCACUACGACUACAUGGUGCCGCUCUAUCGCGACCGUUGUCGAAUUGCCUACACGGAUACGGACAGUCUGAUCUAUUCGCUGGAGUGCGAAGACGUGUACGAGCGUAUGAAACGCGACGUGCACAGGUUCGACACGAGCGAUUACGCUGAGAACAACGCGCACGGUAUGCCGCGCGUCAACAAGAAGGUGCCAGGUUUGAUGAAGGACGAGAACAACGGCGCGAUCAUGACGGAGUUCGUGGGCCUCAGAGCGAAGAUGUACACUUACAAGGUACUCGGACGCGACGACACCAGGAGAAUAAAGGGCGUCAAGAGAAACGUAGUCGCGAAGAGGAUCACGUUCGAGGAUUACGUGGAGUGUCUGCGGAACGCGCGCGAGCUGAAGACGCGCCAGUCGUGCAUACGCUCGACGCUGCACGAGGUUAACACCGUGUCGGAGCAAAAACUAGCCCUCAGUCCGCACGGCGACAAGCAAUACGUGACGUCGAACGGCGAGGAGACGCUUCCGUGGGGACAUUACAAAAUACCGUUGUAA
This is a messenger RNA of Temnothorax curvispinosus, 2883 nucleotides long. RefSeq lists its product as uncharacterized. The record is from RefSeq and is a predicted model, not a curated record. Gene Ontology annotation, molecular function: nucleotide binding; DNA-directed DNA polymerase activity; DNA binding. The transcript has 4 exons. Gene Ontology annotation, biological process: DNA replication. NCBI's taxonomy places the organism in Eukaryota, Metazoa, Arthropoda, Insecta, Hymenoptera, Formicidae. Bases 1 to 2883 code for a protein of 960 amino acids.